CUCUCUGCAGUCAACAAUCGCGUGUUCUCCUUCUCGAAGGAAUCGGAAGAGCUAUUUGCCAAGUUUAAGCUUGUGCUCACAGAUAUUAUCAACGGCGCACCUACCGCCUAUAAUGAUCUAGAAAAGCUCUUCACCGAAUACGACACGCAGUUGAAGAAGAUGUAUGGAAACCUACCCCCAUUCUUGCAAAAUAUGGUCAAGAGCUUGCCCGCGAAGAUGACGGCCACCCUAGGCCCAGAGCUGAUGGCAGCGUCGGCGGAGAAGCCAGGGUUUGAUGCCAAACAAGCGGGUGAUGCGGCCGGUAAAGCCAAGUUGAAAAUGCCGAAGGUCCCAUCGUUAAAGAACCUGCUAUCAGCGGAGGGUGCCGUUGCUGCCAUGCUGAGAAGCAUUCUUAACUUCUUGAAGUUGCGCUUUCCAGCGUUGCUGACGGGCACAAAUGUCCUCAUGAGCUUAGCUGUCUGCUUACUACUCUUUGUGUUCUGGUAUUGCCAUAAGCGCGGCCGUGAAACCCGCCUCGAAAAGGAACGCGCUGCAACUGAAGAUGGAUCUGGACCUGCCAGUAGCGCUGCGUCUUUGGCGGAUGAUAACGAUUCAAUCUUUGGAAACAAGAGAGUCGUUGAGGGAGAGAGUAGCAAGGGUGCGACCUCAGCUGACAAGCAGGAUACCGCAGUCGAUGCUUCUAAGCCGCAGGAACCAGCGCCAAAGGUUGAAGACAUGCCUAGUGUGAAGGACCUACCAGAUCCUGGAAAGGGGAAAGAGAAGGCGUAACCAUGUUUGGUGACAAGGUGUGGGCUCAAAUUGGAGUGUUUUUUUUUUUCAGCUUCAGGAUGAUAUCCCUUUUGUGUAUCAAUUGU
Periconia digitata is the source of this 854-nucleotide messenger RNA. The record is from the annotation of a GenBank genome assembly. Lineage: Eukaryota; Fungi; Ascomycota; Dothideomycetes; Pleosporales; Periconiaceae.